UGGUGUCACCCCCUGAAGCUCCCUACACAUUGAUCCCUGGGCUCUAGUAUGCCCAUCCUCUGCUCUCCUAUCCAUGAGUGUCAUCCUUGGCUCCCCUCCUCUGUGGCACUCCUCCUCCCCUUUGGCUGUGAGUCUCCUGUAGGGGCAGGGCUCCUUUUCUCCUACACAUCUCCCUCCCUGGAUCUCUCCUCCUCCUCCUCCCUCUGUCUCCUCUUUACACAUCUCUUCUACACCAAGGAGUGGAUGCCUGCUCCAUCCCAGUGACAAGGACCUGUACCAUCAGCAGAAACUUGGCAGACUCCAGAGACCCGAGCGAUCGCCACUACACCAGGAAAGACCUUGAUUUUUAUCUGGAUUAGGUUGCAAUUAAAUGGCUGAUAAACAAAUUAGUUUGCCUGCCAAGCUGAUAAAUGGAGGAAUAGCUGGACUGAUUGGUGUAACCUGUGUCUUUCCCAUUGACUUGGCUAAGACUCGUCUACAGAACCAACAAAAUGGCCAACGAAUGUACACCAGCAUGUCAGAUUGCCUUAUUAAAACAAUACGCUCAGAAGGAUACUUUGGCAUGUACAGGGGUGCUGCUGUAAAUUUAACCCUUGUUACCCCAGAGAAGGCAAUCAAAUUAGCAGCAAAUGACUUCUUUAGACAAGCACUAUCCAAAGAUGGGAAGAAGUUGACUCUGCUGAAGGAGAUGCUGGCUGGCUGUGGUGCUGGGACAUGCCAAGUAAUUGUUACCACCCCUAUGGAGAUGCUGAAGAUCCAGCUGCAGGAUGCAGGAAGAUUAGAGGCUCAAAGGAAGCUCAUGGCCAGCCAGGGGGGAGCAAGCAGUGGCGCAGCAGAGGCCAGCUUCGCUCGACCCACCGCCAUAGCCAUCUCCCGGGAACUACUGAGAAGUAAAGGGAUAGCCGGAUUGUACAAAGGUCUGGGAGCGACUCUAUUAAGGGAUGUACCCUUUUCAAUGAUAUAUUUCCCCCUCUUUGCCAACUUGAACAAACUUGGGCAGAAGACUCCAGAUGGGAAAUCUCCCUUUUUCGUGUCUUUCCUUGCUGGUUGUGCAGCGGGGAGCACUGCUGCUGUUGCUGUUAAUCCAUGUGAUGUGAUUAAAACAAGAUUACAAUCAUUGCAACGAGGUGUUAACGAAGAUACUUACUCAGGAAUCAUAGACUGCGCCAGGAAGAUCUGGAGGAGUGAAGGUCCAGCUGCCUUCCUGAAGGGGGCAUACUGCAGAGCCCUGGUUAUUGCUCCACUUUUUGGCAUUGCACAAGUCAUCUAUUUUAUAGGCAUUGGUGAAUUUAUCCUGGGCUUCUUACCCUCCAAGCGCGAUUAACGAAAACCUACAGUUAUCUUCUUUUAGUGGCACCCUAACUUCAGCUCCUCUUGCCGCACAGUCCUUGUGUGGACGCUUCCUGGUAUUGCCUUUUGUCACUUGUGGGUUUACAAGCUGGAAGACCUUACACCAGUGCAAUCUGUCCUGAAAAUCUGCAGAGCCUUUCAGCUAGUUAGGUAGCGUUCCACGCUGGCAAGCAGGACACAGUGUUAACCUUACAGGCAAGAAAGCUGUAUUAUGUCUGGUUGUUAUUGCUUAUGUUGCUGGAACAUAUUUAUUUUAUUAUCCUAAAUGGUGAAAGUCUUUGUUUUAGAUAUAACAAUCAUAUUGUUAAUCCAAAAUCUGCAGCAUGGACCUGCAGCAUACUGUACAAGAAUGGCAACAUCCACAUACAUUUUAAAUAGUUAAUUUAUUUCAGAUUUUAAAUUGUCUAGCAUCUAUAUGAAUGUUUUGAGCAAGCCUAGAAAAGUAUAGGGAUCGGGAUUUUUUUGUGCUAGGGUUACAAGAGAUAAUUCUAAUCAGGAUACCUACUGUUAGACCCCAUUCACACCUGAGCGUUUUGUAGCUUGGAGCCUGAAGCUACAAAACGCUGGAGGGGAAAAAAUCUAUUAUUCUCUAUGGAGAUGGUUCCACAUCUCCACUCCAAAACGCCUGAAGCCAGAAGCUCAAACAAAUUCUGGGACUUUCUUUUUAGGCAGAUUUUGGCGUUUUUCGGCUUUUUACAUUGGUGACCUUUUGACCUGUACAAAAUCAUGGCAAAAACGCUGUAAAAAACCCCGCAAAAAUCAAGGUAAAAUUGCGUGACUUUCUGCCUGAAAACGCUAUGCUCAGGUGUGAAUGGGGCCUUAAAGAGUACAUGUAUACAUAGGGGCAG
Messenger RNA from Rana temporaria (common frog), 2198 nucleotides. It is a transcript of the gene SLC25A22, whose product is annotated as solute carrier family 25 member 22. Bases 371 to 1324 code for a protein of 317 amino acids. Gene Ontology annotation, biological process: aspartate transmembrane transport; malate-aspartate shuttle; L-glutamate transmembrane transport. Gene Ontology annotation, molecular function: L-glutamate transmembrane transporter activity; L-aspartate transmembrane transporter activity. The record is from RefSeq and is a predicted model, not a curated record. The transcript has 10 exons. Lineage: Eukaryota; Metazoa; Chordata; Amphibia; Anura; Ranidae.